Messenger RNA from Parnassius mnemosyne (clouded apollo), 2379 nucleotides. The record is from the annotation of a GenBank genome assembly. Lineage: Eukaryota; Metazoa; Arthropoda; Insecta; Lepidoptera; Papilionidae.
UUGCUUAAUGCUAGGACAAUUCCUGAUAGAUAUCCGAUAAGGCAUAUCCAUGACUUCACUCACAGCAUCGCUGAAUGUAACAUAUUUACUACCUUAGAUCUUGUUAAAGCCUAUAAUCAAAUACCUGUCAGCGAAUUAGAUAUACCGAAAACCGCGAUUACCACACCAUUUGGUUUAUACGAAUUUAAGUAUAUGAAUUACGGUUUGCGUAAUGGAAGUCAAACCUUCCAAAGGUUCGUGGAUGAGGUCACGCGUGGUUUAGAUUUUUGUUACUGUUACCUAGAUGACUUUUUAAUAUUCUCGAGGAGCGAGUCAGAGUACGAGGAGCAUUUACGCCAGAUAUUUAACCGACUGAAGGAGUACGGGAUGUUGAUCAACACCUCGAAAUGUGUUUUCGGUGCGUCUGAAGUAACAUUUUUGGGUUAUAAAAUUUCCGCCAAUGGUAUUAAGCCUCUCCAGGAGAAAGUUCAGGCGAUUAAGGACUUUCCUUCGCCCAAAAACGUUCGACAGCUCAGAAGAUUUCUGGGCAUGAUAAAUUUCUACCGGCGAUUUUUGCCUAAUGCUGCGCGCAUUCAAGCUCCCUUAAAUGCAUUACUUGCAGGAGCCACAAAAGGUUCACAACCAAUUAAUUUAACAGGAGACGCUAGUAAAGCUUUUAACGAUUGUAAGCUAAGCCUAUCUGAAGCAGCUUUACUAGCUCACCCUGCUACACAUUCCAAGCUCGCUCUUGUUACUGAUGCCUCAGAUAUAGCUUUGGGUGCGGUAUUGCAGCGGUAUAAAGACGGCACAUGGCAACCGCUUGCGUUUUUCUCACGCAAAAUGAGUUCUGCGCAGCAAAAAUAUUCGCCAUAUGAUAGAGAGCUUCUCGACAUCUAUGAGGCCAUUAAGUAUUUUCGGCAUAUGUUAGAGGCGAGACAUUUUAUUGUCUAUACUGACCACAAGCCAAUCAGUUUUGCUUUCCGCGAGAGGAAAGGCAACUGUUCGCCUAGGCAGUAUAGACAUCUAGACUACAUUUCGCAGUUCACAACCGACAUAAGGCAUAUAUCUGGUAAAGACAAUGUUGUUGCCGAUGCCUUAUCUCGAGUUGAGGAACUGCAAGCGCCCGUCAAUCUCAGUACAUUGGCCGAAGCUCAAGCAUCAGAUCUCGAACUGGCUGAACUUCUCAAAGGUGGAUCAUCCCUUCGGUUAGAGAAGUAUGACAUUCCUGGGAGUAAAACAUGUAUGUACUGCGACGUCAGUACACUGACUCCCAGACCAUUUGUCCCUAAAGUGCUGCGCAAACAAGUUUUCGAAAGUCUGCGUUCUUUGAGCCAUCCAGGCGCGAACGCUACAGCAAAACUAGUUGCAGAGCGUUUUGUGUGGCCUAGCAUCAGGAAAGACUGCAGAGAGUGGUCACGUGCCUGCUUGGCUUGCCAACGUGCCAAGGUGACGCGACACGUAUCUGCGCCUUUAGGCACGUAUAACUUACCGCGUGCAAGGUUCAAGCACGUCCACAUCGAUCUUGUGGGACCUCUGCCACCAUCGCAAGGCUUUCGAUACUGCCUCACUGCAGUUGAUCGCUUUACACGAUGGCCAGAGGUCGUACCGAUCGUAGACAUAACUGCGGAAACCGUUGCCAAAGCCCUGCUGUCCGGAUGGAUAGCCAGGUAUGGCUGUCCUGUAGACAUUGUUACAGAUCGCGGUCGACAGUUCGAAUCCGCUUUGUUUCAAUAUUUGUCGAAGAUAAAUGGGUUCCAGCAUAAAAGAGCAACAGCUUACCAUCCGGCAUGCAACGGUUUAAUAGAGCGUUUCCACAGGCAGCUCAAGGCAGCGAUCAAGUGCCAUGCAGAUGAGCAUUGGACUGAAUCUUUACCUUUAGUUCUCCUUGGCAUUCGUAGUGCAUUUAAGGAAGACUUGCAGUCUUCGUCUGCCGAACUCGUGUAUGGAGAACCACUUAGGCUACCUGGUGCAUUUUUGGACCCCACUAUAAAUGUUACGUCGGAUAUAACCGAUUUUACAGCCAGGUUGCAUAAUUUUGUUAAACAUUUGCAACCUGUCCCAGCUUCACGCCACACAAAAGAAAAAACUUUUGUAUACAAGGAUCUCGCAACUACUGAACACGUCUUCUUAAGAGAAGACGCUUCGCGUACGAGUUUGCAACCUGCGUACUCAGGUCCACACAAGGUACUCUCCAGAGGAGAUAAGGUUUUUAAGCUCCUGGUCAAAGGAAAAGAGAUGAAUGUCUCAAUCGACAGACUUAAACCGGCUUAUAUUUUAGCUGACGGUAGCAGGUUCAGUCCAAUACAGGCCGCUUCCUCAGAGAAUAUUAAAGGUUCCCAUCCGGGUCCAAUUACAAGGUCUGGACGCCGUGUUAGAUUCCCGGACUAUUAUCGACCAUAA